This is a messenger RNA of Epithele typhae, 1038 nucleotides long. RefSeq names its product aldo/keto reductase. Gene Ontology annotation, cellular component: cytoplasm. The transcript is spliced from 9 exons. The record is from RefSeq and is a predicted model, not a curated record. The coding region runs from base 1 to 1038 and encodes 345 amino acids. NCBI's taxonomy places the organism in Eukaryota, Fungi, Basidiomycota, Agaricomycetes, Polyporales, Epitheliaceae.
AUGUCUCCCAAGACAGCUACUAUUGGCUCUGGCGCCUCGGCCACUACCAUCGGCAAGAUCGGGCACGGUCUCAUGAUGAUGACGUGGCGCGCCGAAGACCGCCCACUCGCUGACGAAGACGCGUUCGAGGCGAUCAAGGCCGGCGUCGACGCCAUGCCCGCCGGCGUGAAGAUGCUCCUCAACAGCGGGCACUUCUAUGGCCCGAACCUGGGCCCUGCGAACCUGCAACUCCUCGCGCGUUUCUACGCCAAGUACCCCGAGUACGCGGACAGGACCUUCAUUUCCGUCAAGGGCGGCCUGAAACCCGGGCACAUGGUGCCCGACUCCUCCGCUGAGAACCUCCGGGCUGGGGUGCUGGAUAUCAACGUGCAGCUCGGCGGGACGAAGAAGAUGGACCUGUUCGAGUGUGCGCGGGUUCCCCCCGACGUCCCGCUCGAGGACGCGCUUGCCACCCUCAUCGCGUUGAAGAACGAGGGUCACUUCCAGCACAUUGGCAUGUCUGAGUGCAGUGCUGCGACUCUGCGCAAGGCGCAUGCGAUCACGCCGAUCAGCAUUGUGGAGAUCGAGGUCAGCUUGUGGUCUUACGAGGAAGAGACUAAGAAGGUUAUCGCCACGGCCAAGGAGCUCGGGAUCGUCGUCGCCGCGUACUCUCCCCUCGGGCGUGGCUUCCUCACCGGGACCAUCACGAGCCCAGCCGACCUGUCCGAGAAAGACAUGCGCCGCAUGUUGACCCGCUUCCAGGAGGCCGAGCUCGCGCACAACACCGCGCUCGUUGACGCCGCCAAGGCGCUCGCAGCGCGCAAGGGUGUCACCCCUGCGCAGCUCGCGCUCGCCUGGGUCUCGUCCCUCGGCGACCACGUCGUCCCCAUCCCCGGCUCGUCGGUCAAGACGCGCAACCUCGAGAACCUGGCCGCGGCGGAUAUCACGCUGACCGCCGCCGAGCUCACGGAGAUUGGCCAGAUCCUGGCGAGCACGCCCGUUCAGGGCGGGCGUUACGUGGAUCAUUUGCCCGCGCAGGUCUUGAACCUCUGGGGAUGA